Molecule: messenger RNA, 1158 nt
Organism: Owenia fusiformis
Lineage: Eukaryota; Metazoa; Annelida; Polychaeta; Sabellida; Oweniidae
Source: the annotation of a GenBank genome assembly
AUGACAGCCUGUAUCCGUACUGCUACAUUGUUCAUCACAUUUGAUAAUAAUUCCGGUGGAUAUGUUUUGGAAUUCUCUUUGGAUGUUGCCCUUAAGUUGUUCUCGGUCUUUUUGCUUGGAAUGAGCAUUAAAACACUCCUUCAAAUAGCCACAUAUAUGAUGAAUGACACAGUAGGACCAACAUACACAUUUAGAUCACAUAUUAACACAGGUCAAACGUCAUACAUCGAUCACAUCGCUAUAUCACAUGAAUUAGUGGGUAAUGUAACAUACUGUGAAGUGUUUGAGGAUUCUCCAGACUUGUCAUCCGAUCAUCUUGUUAUUCUAUCAAAACUUGAUUUAUAUAAUAUUGUACCCAUUGUGCGUGCCAAACCCCCCAGUGAGCAGUUUGCUUGGAACAAGCUGUCCGAUGACGAGAUUACGUCCUUUUACACGACGAGACUUGAACGUAACAUUGAACCUUUACUUACACAAGGGCGACAUCUUUUAAAAACCAAUGAUAUCAGGAAUGAACAAAUUGACAGUUUUAGUGAAUCAUUAGUGGAUACGAUUAUCAAAUCUUCCUGUGAUGUGCCUAUCAAGAAAUUCCGGAAGCAUCAGAAAUCUUUCUGGAAUCCUAAUCUGUCACAUCUGGUAAAAACCAAGAAUGUCGCAUGGCGCACAUGGGUGAGUGAAGGGCGCCCACGUCAGUCAGACAAUGAGGUACUUUUGUGUUAUAAGGCUGCUAACAAAGCCUUUAAGAAGGCUUACUCUCAGGCGCAACGCGAUUUUGAACAAAAAGAGCUGGACAAACUACAAGACGACGCCAUAGAUCAACGACUUUAUUGGCAUCUGGUCUCUAGGAGUCGGGGAACUAAAUCACAAAGGAUUAACUCUAUACGGGAUGAGGAUGGUGUAAUUUUAUCGGACCCAUCUGAAAUUCGCAAUGCGUGGAUGAAGCAUUUCUCAAAACUAGCUACACCUGGAAAAUCCCCACAUUUUAACGAACAAUUCCACGAUUACAUCCAACGGCGGGUGACUUCAUUGAGGACAGAAUCGAUGCCGAACAAAGACGGGAUUCUUGAUACGCCAAUCACUGAGGACGAAACUAAUGAUGCUCUAAGGCUCUUAACACAAAUCGUGCGAGCGGAUGCGAUAAAAUCUCAGCUGAACACCUAA